AUGAUUAAACGCAAGCUGGUGUUCAUAAACUCGAGGCGCGGCAACCCGCUCAUCCUGCUCUCCGGCUACACGUACUCGGUGAAGGCCAUCAAGAAGCUCGGCGCUAACGUCAAGCGGCGGUGGCACUGUUCCACGCACAACGCGCGCGGCUGCCGUGCCAACUUGUGCACCAUCGACGGCGAAAUAAUCAUGAUGAAAACGAAUCACAACCACGACCCGGUGCACCAG
Molecule: messenger RNA, 228 nt
Organism: Iphiclides podalirius (scarce swallowtail)
Lineage: Eukaryota; Metazoa; Arthropoda; Insecta; Lepidoptera; Papilionidae
Source: the annotation of a GenBank genome assembly